UACGUCAUCGACAUGAACUUGUAGCCCCCCAGACUAAAGCGACGUGAGGGAAGAUGGCGAGAGGAGGCCGCAAUCUACGGAGGGUGGUAGAGUUCAUCAGGCAGCUGCCGUCACCGGCCAGCCGGAGGACACGGAGCGGGAGCGGCGUCCGAUACCUGACGUCAUGUGGGAUCCUAAUGACCCGCACCCCCCCCCUACUGGGUGUAGCCAUGCCGGGUCGUGCCGCCGCUCUGCCGACGCGCAGCUUCUUCAACCUCGCAGACUCUUUUUCCAAGAGGAGGGAGUACUCAGAGAGACGCAUCAUUGGGUAUUCCAUGCAGGAGAUUUAUGAGGUGGUGGCUGGCGUGGAAAACUACCGCCUCUUUGUUCCCUGGUGCAAAAAGUCUGAGGUGGUGUUCAGUCGCUCUGGAUUCUGCAAGGCCAAACUGACAGUGGGCUUCCCCCCUGUGGUGGAGAAUUACACCUCCCUCGUCACGACUGUGCGCCCCCACCUGGUGAAGGCUUCCUGUUCAGAAGGGAAGCUCUUCAACCACUUGGAGACGGUUUGGCGCUUCAGCCCGGGCCUUCCUGGUUACCCCAGAACCUGCACUGUGGAUUUUUCGAUCUCCUUCGAGUUCCGUUCGCUUCUCCAUUCCCAGCUGGCGCAUGUUUUCUUCGAUGAAGUGGUGAAGCAGAUGGUCUCUGCAUUUGAGCGCCGCGCCUCCAAGAUCCACGGCGCUGAGACACCCAUCCCGCGAGAACUUAUGUUCCAUGAGGUCCACCACACGUAGCAACCAUCCGCCAAACCCUCAAACACUGCACCAAAGAGCUGGAGGACCCCUCCCCAAUCAGCAGUGCCUUCCUCCCAGCCGGGGUUAAAGCCCCUGGCAGCUGGAAAUAUGGCCCCCCACAGAUCAAUGUGUGCAGCUGGAAGCAGCAGAUGUUUGUCCAUCAUCCUCAGUGAAGCAGAAGUAUCUUCUGCUUCCAGCUCCUCUGACUGGAGGGUUCCAAACGCUGUCGUAGUUCAGACAAACUUCAGGGGACAAUCGGUUCUUCAGAGAUGUUGCAGUGCAUUGUGGGAAACGAGGGUAUUUUUAAUGUCAUUAGAAUUGCAGAACCAUCCCUCUGCCCCCCCAGCCCUCCAACAAAACCCCAACAAAAAUGAACUCUUGCAAACAGGAAACCAUGACAACCCUGACAAACAUCCCAUCAGACUGAAGGCCAUGGCAGCUUCUCAGCCACCCCCCAUGUUUUUCUGGGUGUGGGCGGGCCAUGAAUGUGGAACUUCCUGUUUUUGCAGCACAGAUGUUUGUGUGUCUGUUGGGACGAUCCUGAGCCAAGUCAUAAUAAGCAGCCAGAACCACAAACCCAGUCUGAACCAGAACCAGCCUUUCUGACACCAGGAGUUCUGGUUGAUGAGGACCUUCUUCUGAGCCCAAACCUCCAAAGUGCCUCCAGGCCUCCUGGCAGUGUGUGGAUCUGUAGUUUCACAGUCUGUAUUUAUUGAGUGUUUGUUUCUGUCCCCCAGCAUUAGUUUCUGAGAUUUUCUGCAUUGUUUUGUAUCUCUGUGGCAGCGUGAAGUCCAGAGGCUGAGAGGCUGAGAGCAGCCGCUGUGUGUGUGUGAGUCUGCGAUGUAGAUGUCUGCGUUAACAUGUACUGACUGCAUGAUGUAUAAAGUAUUUUUUUCUAUGAA
Molecule: messenger RNA, 1672 nt
Organism: Oryzias melastigma (Indian medaka)
Lineage: Eukaryota; Metazoa; Chordata; Actinopteri; Beloniformes; Adrianichthyidae
Gene: coq10b
Product: coenzyme Q10B
Exons: 5
Coding region: 54-770 (238 amino acids)
Biological process (GO): cellular respiration; ubiquinone biosynthetic process
Cellular component (GO): mitochondrion
Molecular function (GO): ubiquinone binding
Source: RefSeq, a predicted model, not a curated record